Molecule: messenger RNA, 725 nt
Organism: Trematomus bernacchii (emerald rockcod)
Lineage: Eukaryota; Metazoa; Chordata; Actinopteri; Perciformes; Nototheniidae
Product: histone H2B 1.2-like
Exons: 1
Coding region: 16-396 (126 amino acids)
Cellular component (GO): nucleosome
Molecular function (GO): DNA binding; structural constituent of chromatin; protein heterodimerization activity
Source: RefSeq, a predicted model, not a curated record
CCUCGACCUGUAAUCAUGCCUGCAGACGCACCCCCCGUGAAAGCGGCCAAGAAGGGCUCCAAGAAAGCCGUCGCUAAGACCGCCAGCAAGACCGGCAAGAAGAGGAGAAAGUCCAGGAAGGAGAGCUACGCCAUCUACGUGUACAAAGUGAUGAAGCAGGUGCACCCCGACACCGGUAUCUCCUCCAAGGCCAUGGGCAUCAUGAACUGUUUCGUGAGCGAUAUCUUUGAGCGCAUCGCCGGGGAGGCCUCCCGUCUGGCUCACUACAACAAGCGCCGCACCAUCACCUCCAGGGAGAUCCAGACCGCCGUCCGCCUGCUGCUCCCCGGAGAGCUGGCCAAGCACGCCGUGUCUGAGGGCACCAAGGCCGUGACCAAGUACACUAGCUCCAAGUAAACCCGACACACCGCAAACAACGGCUUUUUUUAAGAGCCACCAAACCCAUCCAAAGAGCUUAUCCUGUUAUAUUUAGCGAUAGUAAAUGGACACAUUUAUAUUACAUGUCGUGCCUCUGCCACCACAAAUUCAAGAACUCGAGCAACAAUUCAAAUUGUGUUUAUUGCUGACAUUUAAAGCAUUCACUCUGAAUUAUUGAUACAGGUAAUACAAAGUGAUUGUGUUUAAGAAGAGAACACUUCACCGUUUAGUAAUGUCAAAAACACAAAAUGCUUUGCAUGUUUGAAAUAAAUAAUACAAAUAAACUCAUACAUAAAGGGUUCUAAUUU